AUGAAGGCAAUCUGGCCCCCAUGGUUUUCAGCUGCAUACGCAAACAACUAUACUGUAGGCCUGACUCUAGAAAGCUUGGCGGCUUCCGUGGAACAGUCUGCGGAUUCUGACCUCGCGGCCUUGCUGUCGGCGGCACAUGAGAGCUACAACCUCGGCAGAUACAAAGAUGCCCAGGCUUUGUGCGAGUCCGUGUACCGGCAGGGGGCGUGUCGGACCGAUAACCUUCUUCUCCUUGGAGCCGUCCACUUUCAGCUCAGGAACUUUAGCGAGUGUGUUCUCUACAACCAGCAAUGUAUCCGGAUCGACCCAAACUUUGCCGAGGCGUAUUCCAACCUCGGGAACGCCCUCAAGGAGCUGGGAGACGUGGGCGGCGCCAUCCAGUUCUACCUCAAGGCGGUGAAGCUGAAGCCGCGUUUCUGCGACGCGUACAACAACCUGGCGUCGGCGUACAUGCAGCUAGGGCACACCAAGGAGGCCAUUGAGACGUACCAGAUGGCCUUGGUGCUCAACCGAGGACUCGUGGAUGCGCACAGCAACCUCGGCAACCUUUACAAGGCCCAGGGCAUGCUGGCGGAGGCGAAGCGGUGCUACCUGGAGGCCAUCCGGAUCCAGCCGUCCUUCGCCAUCGCCUGGAGCAACCUCGCGGGGAUCUUUAAGGAGGAGGGUAACCUUACCACGGCGGUUGCCUACUACCGCGAGGCAAUACGGCUGUGCCCGGAGUUCGCCGACGCCCACAGCAAUCUCGGGAACGUCCUCAAGGAGAGGGGACUUGUUCACGACGCGAUGCAGUGCUACCAGACGGCCAUCAAGCUCCGGCCCGACUUCGCCAUCGCGUACGGCAACCUGGCCAGCUGCUACUACGACUGCGGGUGUCAGGACCUGGCCAUCAAGACGUUCCGGUACGCGAUCCAGCUGGAGCCAAACUUCCCGGACGCGUACAACAACCUCGGCAACGCCCUCAGAGAGUCCGGACAGUUGGAGGAGGCGAUCAACUGCUACCGGACUACCUUGCGCCUCAAGCCGGACCACCCCCACGCCUACAACAACCUGGGGAACGCUAUGAAAGACAAGGGUCUGAUCAAGGAGGCGAUACACUGCUACGUGACGGCGGUGCAGCUGAUGCCCAAGUUCGCGGCCGUUCACAGCAACCUCGGCAGCGUGCUGAAGGAGCAGGGCAAGCUGGCACACGCGCUGGCGCACUACCACGAAGCCAUCGCGAUCGACCCCGGGUUCGCCGACGCCUACAGCAACAUGGGCAACGCCUACAAGGACAUGGGCCGGCUCCCUGAGGCCAUCAAGUGCUACAGCGCGGCCAUCAAUAUCAAGCCGACGUUCGCCGACGCCUUUAGCAACCUCGCUAGCGCUUACAAGGAGGGCAACGACGUCCUCCAGGCGAUCGCGUGCUACCGGAAGGCCCUGUCGCUGAGGCCCGACUUCCCGGACGCGUUCGCCAACCUCGUGCACUCGCUCGUUUUCGUGUGCGACUGGUCCAACCGAGACGACGACUUCGCCGCCCUCAAGAAGAUGCUGGCCACGCAGAUGGCGACGGAGAACAUGCUCCCGUCGGUGCAGCCCUUCCACGCCAUGGCCUACCCGCUCUCCCUGGCGGAAAUGCAGCAGAUCAGCUGCAAGUACGCGGAGCGCGUGAAGAUGAACGUUGCCCUCCUCGAGAUGCCCGCCUUCCGAUUCCACCGCAAAGCCAAGGAAGCUAGAAUCAGGGUUGGGUACGUUAGCAGCGACCUGGGCAACCACCCUUUGAGCCACCUGAUGCAGAGCGUCUUCGGCAUGCACGACAGGACGCGUUUCGAGGUGAAGUGCUACGCUCUCUCGGCGAACGACGACAGCGUAUGGCGGCGAAAGAUCGAGGGCGAGUCGGAGCACUUCUGCGACGUGUCCGGGCUGCAGAAUGGCGAUGUUGCCAGGCUGAUACACGCGGACGGGAUCGACAUUCUCAUCAACCUCAACGGGUACACGAAGGGCGCUAGAAACGAGAUAUUUGCCCUUCAGCCGGCACCGGUACAGGUGUCCUACCUGGGGUUCUGCGGCACGCUCGGUGCGGACUACAUGCAGUACAUGAUCGCCGACGAGACCAUCGUGCCGCGGGAGAGCCGUCGGUUCUACACCGAGAACAUCCUGUACAUGCCUCACUCCUACUUCGUCAACGACCACAAGCAGUCGGCUAGGUACGUCCUGGAUCGGACGCUCCUCCCUACCCGAGCCACGUACGGCGUGCCGGAGGACCGUUUCGUGCUGUGCAACUUCAACCAGCUCUACAAGAUGGACCCGGCUAUCUUCUCCACCUGGAUGUCGGUGCUCAAGAGGGUGCCAAACGCGGUGCUGUGGCUGCUGAGGUUUCCUCCGGCGGGGGAGGCGAACAUCAGGAUGGAGGCCAGGAAGAGGGGCGUCAGAGAGGAGCAGCUGCACUUCACAGACGUGGCUACGAAGGAGGAGCACAUCAAGCGGGGUUACCUGGCCGACCUCUUUCUCGACACCCCGAGCUGCAACGCGCACACCACGGGCUGCGACAUCCUGUGGAGCGGGACGCCAAUGCUGACCAUGGCCGGGUCGAAGAUGGCGACGAGGGUAGCGCCGUCCCUGCUCAAGGCGGCGGGCGCGGAGGGCACGGGUCUGAUCGUGGAGAGCCUAGAGGAGUACGAGGAGAGGGCCGUGUCGCUGGCCACGGACCCUGAGAAGCUUUUCGAGAUCCGCAGCCGUCUGGAGGAGUCGAGACAUUCGUGCCCGCUGUUUGACACGCAGCGGUGGGUCCGAAACAUGGAGGCUGGUCUGGCGAUGGCACACGAGCGAUUCCAGGCAGGACUUGACCCCGAAGACCUCAAGGUGGACGACACCGUCGGCGCCACGCCGGUGCCCCCCCAGCCCCCGGCGGCGGAGCCCCCUUCCUCCGCCGGCGGCGAUGUGGACGCCAACCACAACGGUGGAGUGCCGUCCCCCUCCUCUUCCCCGUCCCUAGAAGUCCCCUCUGCAACGCCAGCAGCAGCUGCUCCUGCUGCUACCGCCGACAGCGCGGCGGCGGCGGCGGCGGCGGCAGCAGUGUCCGCCGAAGGAUCGCCCACGAGCAGCAGCCCUGCGGUUGGGGCGGCGCGGGAGGAGAGUUUGACCGCCCCUGGGACGGUACAGGGCGAAGCGGUAAAGGAGGAGGAGCAGCAGGAGGAAGAGGAGGGGGUGAGGAACAGACGAAAGAGAAGGGCAAGCGACGAAGCGACUGCCAGCGACGAAGGCUAAAGGGACAGGCCAGGCCAGACCUGAUGCACUCUAUUUGGCCUUGACCAAACUCAUGGCGACGCCGCAGGAACGCACGAUAUGAUUGUGCGAGGAAGGGUACAGUGCUACUCGAUUGAUAUCUGUGUGGUUGGCGCGGAGCAAUGCGUUCGUUUCUACAGGCCCACAUAUGGCGUGGGAUGGAAUGAAACAGGGCGGGAGUUUUUCAUUGAACGCAGCGAGUGGAGGGCAAAGACGACCUGCCUGGUUAGAGUAGACUUGCCAGGGGGUCUUGCGUCUUGUGCGCGCACGUUCGCGCGUUUUGUGUGUGUGUGUGUUUCUGUGCAUCGCCGCCUGCGGCACGUGAAGUAGGGGUUGGGGGCUGGCUGGAAGGCUGGCUGGAGCGGGCGACACGUGUAACGGUUUCGUUCCGUUCCGUGAAAGUUACGGGAUACGAGACGGGCCGUUUUGAUGAAGUUGCCCGUGCACCGUCUGCUGUCAACUUGCGGUAGACAUCGUUGUUGUUAACAACCUCCGGGUGAACAUUGCACGUUGCUCCGGGAUGUUGUUUUUUGGUUUUUUCGCCGGCCACGUAUGUCGCAUUGCAAGAAUAGCGAGGUUGGGGGGGGGGGGAUGAAAGUCAGUGCUGUUGGUUUGUUCUUGUUUGUUGUCUUGUAGUUAUUUGUCGGGGAUUGGGACCGGCUGUAGCGGCAUUCGCCUUGAGCGGUGUGUGAGAGCCGCCCCUUUGGCGUAGCGUUGUCAGUAAUCUAUGUAUUUGAUGUUCUUGGGAAGUCAUGGGAAAUAUGCGAUAGAAGUUAUUGGUAAGUUGUGUUGUAAAGGUUUUAUGUCCCCGUGGC
Ectocarpus siliculosus is the source of this 4076-nucleotide messenger RNA. Lineage: Eukaryota; Phaeophyceae; Ectocarpales; Ectocarpaceae. The record is from the annotation of a GenBank genome assembly.